Xyrauchen texanus (razorback sucker) is the source of this 3117-nucleotide messenger RNA. RefSeq names its product serine/threonine-protein phosphatase 2A 55 kDa regulatory subunit B gamma isoform-like. Gene Ontology annotation, cellular component: cytosol; protein phosphatase type 2A complex. Lineage: Eukaryota; Metazoa; Chordata; Actinopteri; Cypriniformes; Catostomidae. Gene Ontology annotation, biological process: peptidyl-serine dephosphorylation. The record is from RefSeq and is a predicted model, not a curated record. Bases 705 to 2051 code for a protein of 448 amino acids. Gene Ontology annotation, molecular function: protein phosphatase regulator activity; protein binding. The transcript is spliced from 9 exons.
AGGCAAGCGGCAUCCUCUCUCUUUUUCCCUCUUUCUCUCCCUCCCCCCUCUUUUUCAUCUCUCUCUUUUUCUCUCUCCUUUCCCCUCGCACACACACACACACACACACACACACACGUACGCAUACACACGCGUACUCCGUCACACUGCAGCAGAAGGAAGAGAACACACUGUGAAGCUGUGAGGUUGGAUCAGGCCUCUCUGCUCAUCUCUCCAGUGGAACACAACCUGUCUCUCUCCUCCGCUCUCCUUCAAGGACUACUGCACCCAGGGAGUGCCUGCUGUCUCUACGCUUGGACUUACUGCAGCACGACGGAUAUACCUAGAAGGCCUUUCUCUUUUUUUACUCUUCGUUUCUUGUUGCUAGGCAGUGUUGGCUGAGCAUCAGGCCCUCAUAUGUGUGUUUAAGCGUGUAUGCAUGUAUGUGAGUGUAUGACAGGGUCCUCUUCUCCAUCUGACUGAGCACACGCUUGAACGUGGGACAGUUUUACAUCCCACCUGUCAUUCUUUUACGGGUGGCAUCCUUUGCAUCCUUAUCACUUGCUGCUCUUCUUCCUCCUGAACAAGGCGGACUGUAUCCCAGGAUGCUGAGCAGCAAGCCACUCUGCUAGGCCGCAGCAUGGGCAAAGCACCGGGGGGGUGGGACAGCACGGAUUGGUCGGCUCUGUUCCGGACGGGCGCGCUUACGCACUCCGCCGCUUCCGAUGGGUGAGGACGGCGAGAGCUCCAAAAUCAAUCACAGCUUCCUCCGAGACUAUGUCACUGAAGCUGAUGUCAUUUCUACAGUUGAGUUUAACCAGACUGGGGAUCUGCUGGCCACAGGGGAUAAGGGAGGGAGAGUGGUCAUCUUCCAGCGAGAGACAGAGUCUAAAGGUGAAUCUGAGGAACUUGGAGAAUCAGGUGAGUAUAAUGUCUACAGUACGUUCCAGAGUCAUGAACCAGACUUCGACUAUCUGAAGAGUUUAGAGAUUGAAGAGAAGAUCAACAAGAUCCGAUGGCUGCCACAGCAAAACGCUGCCCACUUUCUCCUCUCAACCAAUGAUAAAACUAUAAAGCUAUGGAAGGUGAGCGAGAGAGACAAGCGACCAGAGGGCUACAAUCUGAAAGAUGAAGAAGGGAGAAUUAAAGACAUUUCCACCGUGACCUCAUUACGGGUGCCAGUCUUGAAGCCCACUGACCUGAUGGUUGAGGUUCGGCCCAGGAGAAUCUUUUCUAAUGGCCACACCUACCACGUCAAUUCUAUCUCAAUCAAUAGCGAUGGAGAGACCUAUCUGUCUGCGGAUGAUCUCAGAAUCAACAUGUGGCACCUGGACAUCACAGACAGAAGCUUCAACAUUUUGGACAUUAAGCCAGCCAAUAUGGAGGACCUGACAGAGGUUAUAACAGCAGCAGAGUUCCACCCGCACCACUGUCACUUGUUUGUUUACAGCAGCAGUAAGGGCACGCUACGCCUCUGUGACAUGAGAGAGUCUGCACUCUGUGACAAGCACUCCAAAAUCUUUGAGGAGCCAGAGGACCCAGGCAAUCGUUCAUUCUUCUCUGAGAUAAUUUCAUCGGUUUCUGAUGUCAAGUUCAGCCAUAGUGGACGAUAUCUGCUCACCAGAGACUACUUAACUGUAAAGGUAUGGGACCUCCAUAUGGAGAAGGGCCCAGUGGAGACCUACCAGGUUCAUGAGUACCUAAGAAGUAAGCUUUGCUCUCUGUAUGAAAACGACUGCAUCUUCGACAAGUUUGAGUGUGUCUGGAAUAGUACAGACAGUGUAAUCAUGACAGGAGCGUAUAACAGUUUUUUCCGGAUGUUUGAUCGAGAGACCGGUCGUGGUGUGACCCUCGAGGCGUGGCGCGAGAGCAGUAAACCACGAGCCGUGCUACGGACUCGCCGCAUUUACUCCGGGGGCCGUCGGCACCGGGGUGAAGUGGGCGUUGACAGUCUGGACUUCAGUAAAAAGAUUCUGCACAUGGCUUGGCACCCGGCCGAAAACAUCAUCGCCAUAGCAGCCACUAACAACCUCUAUAUCUUUCAGGACAGGGUCAACCCGGAAAACCAGUGACAUAAGAACUCUAAGAGGCAGAAAUAGUGAUCUUCACAGGGCCACAACACAAACAUCCAUUAAAAAAACACACACACAUAUAUGCACUAAAAUGUAUUCUUUAAAAACAUCAAUUACAAAACAAUCAUAUUAUUGUCCCUGUGGAGAUGGAAAUAGUUGCCAAACUCCUACAGUACACAUAUGGAAUUUACGGUUAAGCCGUUCCAACAGAAGAGAUCUGCACAGGUGCAGGAGCGUUUAUGUAUAGCCAGAGACUUUAUCCAAUAUCUCUCUGGUUAAUUACAUGGCAAGAAUGUUGCAAAUGGUACGUGGAAUUUACGUGACGGUACAUUUACGGAAUUUACGAUUGACUGCAUGCUCAGCCAAUCCUGGACUCGAUUGAUAAGUGACUGAUGGUGUUGUCAACCAUUCCCAGAAUGCACUGACCUGUGACUGACAGCUAAUAGGGAUGGUGAAAAGGGUGGUGCUUCUAGGCUGAAGACUAAGAAAGAGAUGGCUCCAAUUCUCCAUGCCAGGUUGCCAUGGAGACAGGUUACUCAGCUGUGAUGGUAACAAGAGUGCUCUAAGCAGUCUUCCUAUCACGUGCUUCCCAAAAUCCUAUCCCACAAUGCAUCUGCUAAACAAGCACUCAUUUUCCUUCACAAUGAAUUUAUCAUUUGUGGAGACAUGGAUGCAGAGAAGAACAAAUUACUAUAACACUCUUGGAGGAGGUUCAAAUUCCAGAACAUGUCUUGAAUAUACACUAUCAGAUCGAAAGGAUUGCUCCUUCAGGACACUCACUACUUCAUUGAAACACUGUUUUAACUGGAUUACACCUCACAAUGUGUUAUAUCUACACCUGUGUGGUAAGAAAGGAUGGACCGAUGUUAAAAUGUAGUUAUAGCCUCUUUAUUUUUGAUUGUACUGAUCCCUUAAAUAAAGUUAAAUCAUUAGAAAAUAAAUGUGAAAAAUUUGCAAAACAGCAGAAACGAUGAAGACAUGGAAAAUAUUGCAAUUUACAGAAAUGGCAUAGAUUUGUCUUGAACAUUGGGGGUUGCAGCGUGACGAAGUUACAUAUUUCCAUUGA